AUGGAUCCUCGCGCCGCUGCGCAUUGGAAUGUCCGCGAUUUCUUCUUCCACCAGGUCUUUCAAUGCCGUGGAUACGUGGAUACCCUGCUUCGCCAGCAGGGCCACCCCCCUGCAAUUGACGUCCUGAUUCAUCCUCCUACUCCUCGCCGCACUUCACCCGGAUUGACCUCGAUUCCUACGCUCGAUUCCUACGCUCGGCCAAACGCCGCUCGGUCUAUGCGCCGCGGGUACUACUUGCUCUGUGCUACGCCGUCGCGCUGA
Molecule: messenger RNA, 261 nt
Organism: Penicillium macrosclerotiorum
Lineage: Eukaryota; Fungi; Ascomycota; Eurotiomycetes; Eurotiales; Aspergillaceae
Exons: 2
Coding region: 1-261 (86 amino acids)
Source: RefSeq, a predicted model, not a curated record